AUGAGAGUUCUCACCACUCUCGUAAAUUUGACCCUCGUGGCCGGAGCUCUGGGCAGCAACUGGUUCACCAAAGCUGCAUACAACAAAUGGCACGAGACCGAACUUGAGCGUUGGCUCUCGGACCAUGACGUCCCUUACCCAACACCUGCCGACCGCCGUGACUUGGAGAAGCUGGUCCAACAGAACUGGGAUUCGUACGUCGUGCAGCCCUAUUCGAACUGGGAUAAUCAGCAACUCGCCGACUACCUCAAGCUCAAGGGUGUAGAGACAAAGGACUCUGCCCAGGCUAGCAGGGACAGCUUGGUCUCGCAGGUGCAAAAGUACUGGUACGAGACAGAGGACAAGGCUCAACAGAGCUAUGCGAGCGUCAAGGACUGGAUCCUCGACACCUGGACUGAGAGCCAGCUGAAGGCGUUCUGCGACCACAACAACAUUCCCGUUCCCCAGCCCCGCCAGCGUGAUACUAUGCUCACCAAAGCUCGUGAGAGCUAUGACACCGUCGCCCAGAAGUUCGGAGAGGCCGUUGCUUACCCUGGCAACUGGCUGUACGAGACCUGGUCUGAGUCUGACCUCAAGGAGUGGCUUGAUACCCACGGCUUCCCGGCUCCCCAGCCCUCUACCCGUGACAAGCUCAUUGCCUCGGUCCGCCGCAACUCUCGUCUCGCCUCCUUGAAGGCUCAGGCCGAUGCUGCCAGCGCCUCCAAGAGCGCUCAGGACGCAUAUGCUACUGUGACUGACAAGCUUAUCGACGCCUGGAGCGAGUCUGACCUCAAGGACUUCGCGGACCGCAACGGCAUUCCAGUUCCCCAAGGCACCAAGGUCAACGAGCUUCGUGCCCUGGUUCGUAAGCACCGCGCUGAUAUCCUUGGUGACAACAUUUCUGGCUCUGCCGCUUCCGCCUACGGAGCCGCAACUUCCAAGGCCGGAAACACCUAUGCCAGUGCCACAGAUAGCGCCUCGCUCGCCGCCCAGGAGGCCUUCGACAAGUCCGUCAACACAUGGUCCGAGAGCCGCCUCAAGGCUUACCUGGAUGCUCGUGGUGUUCCCGUCCCUCAAACCUCCAAGGUCGAUGAGCUCCGCGCUUUGGUUCGCAAGAACUCGCAUAAGGCUGCGACGCAGUGGAGCUCGUGGAACUUCGAGGACUACUCGCUCGAGAACCUGAAGAACUACCUGCAGGCCAACGGCGACGCUGCCGCCAAGAAGGUAGCUGCCAAGACUGACGCUACGCGCGCCGACCUUGUCAAGGCUGCACAGUCUGCCUACGGCAGUGCCUCCAAGGCUGGUGGUGAUACGUAUGCCUCAGCAACCAGCUACCUGGCCCAGGCUACCCAGUCGGCCAAGGACAGCACCUUUGAGACCUGGAGCGACAGUGAGCUCAAGGCAUACCUCGACAGCUAUGGCAUUCCUGUUCCCCAGGGCUCCAAGACCAACGAGCUCCGCGCUCUGGCUCGCAAGCAGUGGAUGUACUUCCAGUAUGGUACCACUACACCUGCCGAGACGAUUUUUGCCAAGUUGACCGAGGGCUUCAAGGGCGGUGUUGAGUGGAUUAAGGGACAGCUCAACAUGGGUGCCGACGCUGCCAAGCAGGCCGCUGAUAACGCCAACGCCAAGGUGAAGGAGGAGUUGUAA
Molecule: messenger RNA, 1629 nt
Organism: Pyricularia pennisetigena
Lineage: Eukaryota; Fungi; Ascomycota; Sordariomycetes; Magnaporthales; Pyriculariaceae
Exons: 4
Coding region: 1-1629 (542 amino acids)
Source: RefSeq, a predicted model, not a curated record